GUGGUUAUUGGAGGGAUGUUUCCUGUUCACAAGCGCAUUGCUUCUAAUAAAGGGAAUACUUCAAGUCUACCAGUCUCAUCGCCUUGUGAUGGAUUUAAUUUCCGAACCUUCCGCUGGACACAGACAAUGCUGUUUGCCAUCAAUGAAAUCAACAAGAGAACAGACCUGCUGCCCAACACCGACCUGGGCUAUGUCAUCUAUGACUCCUGCUUCACCAUCUCCAAGGCCGUGGAGGGAACACUGACUUACCUGACGGGUCAAGAUGAAGCAGUACCCAACUAUCGCUGUGGCAACGGGCCACCUCUUGCUGCUCUAGUCGGAGCUGGAGGUUCGGAUCUGUCCAUCGCCACAGCCAGAAUUCUGGGGCUCUACCAUUUUCCACAGGUCAGCUAUUCAUCAACAUGUUCUGCCCUGAAUAACAAGUUCCAGUUCCCCACCUUCCUACGAACCAUCCCUAAUGACGUGCACCAGUCUGCAGCCAUGGCUCAGAUGGUGCUACAUUUCGGAUGGACUUGGGUGGGCAUCAUAGCUGCCGAUGACGACUACGGCAAAUACGGCAUCAAAGACUUUAAGGAGAAGGUGGAGGAAGCUGGUGUCUGCAUCUCCUUCUCUGAGACCCUGCCAAAAGUGAACAACCCAGAGGCCAUCCAAAGGAUUUCUAAAACCGUAGCUGAGUCCACAGCCAAGAUCAUUGUGGUCUUCUCAUCAGACGUGGACUUUAGUCCUCUCAUCCCUGAGCUGCUCCGGAACAAUGUGACCAACCGCACCUGGAUUGCCAGCGAGGCCUGGGUCACCUCUGCUCUCAUCAAUCAGCCUGGGAUGAACUCGAUGCUGGCUGGCACCUUGGGUUUUGGAGUGAAGAGGGCUGACAUCUCCGGUCUUCGGCAAUAUCUGCUAAAUUUGGAUCCCUAUGCUGACAAGCUCACUGAAGAGUUCUGGGGAACAUUGUUUAACUGCACUUUAGACUACAACACAGCACUGAGUAUGGCCAAGAACACGAACAGCUCGUCCUCCAGAGCAAAGAGGGGUGUACCAGAUGGCCUGUGUAGUGGGAAGGAGUCCGUGGCGCAGCUCAAUAACACCUACUCUGAUGUUUCACAGCUACGAAUCACUUACAGUGUAUACAAGGCUGUGUAUGCCGUGGCCCACGCCUUGCACAAUCUGGAGCACUGCGAACCAGGAAGUGGUCCCUUCGUUGGGAACAGCUGUGCCAACAUCUCUAACUUUGAGCCGUGGCAGUUGAUGUACUACGUGAAGAAUGUGCGUUACAAGGUGCCAAACACGGAGGAGGAGAUCUACUUUGAAGAUGGGGACAUAAAAGGCUUCUACGACAUCAUCAACUGGCAGUUCAGUAGUAACGGUGAGAUGCACUAUGUCUCCGUGGGACACUACAACGGAUCUGCAGCUCCAGAGGACAAACUUCACAUCAGGAACGGCUCCAUCAUUUGGAACAAUGACGUUUUGGAGCCUCCUCGGUCAGUGUGCAGUGAAAACUGUCAGCCUGGCACCAGGAAGGGGAUCCGGCAGGGGGAGCCGGUCUGCUGUUUUGACUGCAUCCCGUGUGCAGAUGGAGAGAUCAGCAACACAACUAAUGCUCGUGAAUGCAUCCUGUGCACUGGAGACGAUUGGUCUAAUAGUGCUCACAAUGCAUGUGUACCAAAAAUCAUUGAGUUCCUGGCCUUUGGAGAGCCGUUGGGAAUCACCCUGAUUGCCAUCUCAGCCUUUGGAGCUUUAGUCACCAUUGCUGUUGGGAUUGUGUUUGUUAUGAACAUUGGCACACCCCUGGUAAAGGCUAAUGAUGUCCUGCUGAGUUUCUCGUUGCUCUUCUCCCUGGUGGUGACCUUCCUUUGCUCUAUCGUCUUCCUGGGAGAGCCAAAGCACUGGAGCUGCAUGACGAGCCAAGUGGCCUUAGCUCUGGGUUUUGCUCUCUGUCUGUCCUCCAUCAUGGGUAAGGCAGCGGUGCUGAUGCUGAGAGCUCAAUUCUUGAAAAAAGCCAGAGCCAGAGCCAAGGCAGCCGCCAAAGCUGCCAAAGCUGCAGCUGAGGCAGCAGCAAACAGUGGAAGUCCCGAUGUGAUUUUUACCAGCCCUAAUGCUGAGUCCAGUGUUUCUGAUAAACCCGAAGUUGACAGUCUCACCUUUGGCCACCAGAGGGCAAUAACUGCAGCGUUAACAUUAAUACAGGCUAUAGCAUGCACAGUGUGGCUCAUCAUCCUCCCUCCACAUCCCGUUAAAAACACUGCUGCCCAGAAUGUGAAGAUUAUUCUGGAGUGUGAUGAAGGCUCCAUUGUCUUCAUCUGUUGCAUCUUCGCUUAUGACAUCCUGCUGGCUCUGAUCGCCUUUAUCUUUGCCUUCAUAGCACGCAAACUGGAAGACCACUUCAGUGAGGCGAAGUGUAUGACCUUCGGCAUGCUGGUCUUCUUCAUUGUGUGGAUCUCCUUUGUCCCGGCUUACCUCAGCACACGUGGAAAGUUCAUGGUUGCAGUCCAGAUUUUUGCUAUCCUAGCUUCCAGCUUUGGCCUGCUGGCCUGCAUCUUCCUCCCCAAAUGCUACGUCCUUCUGAUCAAGCCUGAACGCAACAAAGAGGAGCUGAUGAAGCCUCGUCCUAAACCUCGUGAUGGCACCUCUACCGGGACUUCUGCCUCUCUCGCCACAGCUGCUACUGAGGUUACAACAGCUAUUGACUAAAAUUCAUCCGCAUAAAAAUGAUGAAAACAGAAAGAAGACACACUGGUUUUAUUUCUGUUAUUGUGUGUUAAAAAAUUACAAAUACAGAAAAAAAUCUGUAGUGCAAAAGGAAAUUUUUAUUUAUAUGAGCUGCUUUAGGGAGGAUUUAAAAGCACAGGAUCAGUGAAACCGCUGCCUUAGCAACAAAUAAAAACGAUCAGGAACAAGGUUAAUGUCUUUGUACAAAGCUAAAUACUGUAAUCAGUUAUUGUUUUAUAGAAAUCCAUCAUUUUUACAUAUCUUGUUUGCUGUGAUGUUUUCAAAUCCAGCAACAAGAAUUUCCCUGUAAGAUUUAGCCACUAAUGCUUUUGCUUCAUAUUGUUUCCUUUUCAAAGCCCAGACUUUAAAUUUGCAUCAUUGUUGCUCAUUUCUUUCUAGAAUUUGCAUCAUUGUUUUGCCUCAUAUUCUUAAAAUCUUCAUAAUACAUAAUCUUGUAAUUAUUGGUGAAAAAUGCCUUAAUGUAAUUUUUAUGCUUUGUAUGUUUUGACAUGCUUUUGAUCCCAAAGCAACAAAUAUUUUUUCCUCUGUUUUGUAUAGAAGAUUUGUUACUAGAAGUAUUUGCAGCAUUAUUUUGAGUAAAUCAA
Messenger RNA from Nothobranchius furzeri (turquoise killifish), 3308 nucleotides. It is a transcript of the gene vmn2r1, whose product is annotated as vomeronasal 2, receptor 1. The record is from RefSeq and is a predicted model, not a curated record. Gene Ontology annotation, molecular function: olfactory receptor activity; G protein-coupled receptor activity. Gene Ontology annotation, cellular component: plasma membrane. Lineage: Eukaryota; Metazoa; Chordata; Actinopteri; Cyprinodontiformes; Nothobranchiidae. Gene Ontology annotation, biological process: G protein-coupled receptor signaling pathway.